AUGCAGUGGGUGUUCGAGAACAAGCUGGACCUGGUCUUCGUGGUGGUCUACCAGAAGAUCCUGCAGCUGCUGUACAUCGAAGAGCUGCUGGAGAUCGUCAAGAAGGACUUCAUCGCGCUCUUCCCGCAGCAGAUCGCCAACAAGACGCCCGUCAAGUACGAGGACAAGUUCACCAAGAUCCUCAAGGCCACGGAGCUCAAGUUCACGGAGAAACAGACGCGCAAGGGCCCGCGCGCCUUCAAUGCGUCAAAGAAGGCCAAGGCCAAGGGCGUCACGUCCAAUACAGCGGGCAAGACGGCGUCGUCAGCGCGGUCUGCGGCGACUGCAGAUUCGAGUGAAGAUGGCAGUGAUAGCCAUACGUCGGAUGGGAAGGACAAGGACCUGGAAGAGCUGGAGAACGAGGCAGCCCUGCGCUCGUCGAAGGUGCGCAAGAUGCGCACGGGUCCGCGUCGUAAGUGCAAGGACAAGGCCGCGAAGGAGUCCAAGAAGAGCGGCAAGAAGAUGACGAAAUGGGACGACACCAAGGUGACCAAGAAGGAGGCUGAGGCGUUGGACCGCUCCAAGAUGAUUACUGCUGAGGAGGAGGAGGCUCAGCUCCGCGAGAAGCGUGAAGCUUACAUUGGAGAAAUGGAAGAUAGCGACUCGGAAGAGUUUUCGGAUACUGACGACGAGUCCGCCGCUUCCUCUGGCGCGGAGUCUGAUGCGAGCAACAGCGGGUGGAGCUUUUCCAAGACGCGCCUCGGCAACUUCCUCAGCACUGUGUCCGGCAACAAGAUUCUCGAGCGCGAAGACUUGGAGCCCGUUAUCACGCCCAUGCACCAAAUGCUGAUCAGCAAGAAUGUGGCCUCGGAGGUCGCGGAUGAGCUGUGCGAGUCUGUCGUCACCACUGUGGUCGGUCAGAGACUCGAGAGCUUCACGCGCAUUUCCACUGUCGUGCGCAAGGCUCUGGAAGCCGCACUGCUGCGUAUCCUGACGCCGAAGAAGUCCACUGACGUGCUUCGCGAGAUCUUGCAGGCCAAGGCCGAGGGUCGUGCGUACAGCAUCGUCUUCGUGGGUGUGAACGGAGUUGGCAAGUCCACCAGCUUGUCCAAGGUUUGCUACUACCUGAAGUCCAAGGGCGUGAACGUUAUGAUCGCUGCGUGCGAUACCUUCCGUUCCGGCGCUGUUGAGCAGCUGAACCAGCACGCCAAGGUGCUGGACGUGGAGUUGUUCCAGAAGGGUUACGCCAAGGACCCGGCCUCGGUGGCCAAGGAGGCGAUCAAGUACGGCACUGAGAAUGGCUACGACUGCGUGCUGAUCGACACUGCCGGGCGCAUGCAAAACAAUGAGCCGCUGAUGCGUGCACUCGCCAAGCUGGUGUCUAACAACGAGCCUGACCUGGUUCUCUUCGUCGGAGAAGCGCUGGUGGGCAACGACGGCAUCGACCAACUGUCGAUGUUCGACCGGGCGCUUGCGGACUACUCCGACCGUCGCGUGCCGCACCGCAUUGAUGGCAUCGUCAUCACCAAGUUUGACACGAUCGAUGACAAGGUUGGUGCCGCGGUGUCGAUGGUAUACAAGACCGGCCAGCCGGUCAUGUUCGUGGGCACGGGUCAGAAGUACACGCACCUGAAGAAGCUGAACGUGCGCACGGUGUUGCGUCACCUUCUGCACUAA
This is a messenger RNA of Phytophthora sojae, 1656 nucleotides long. RefSeq lists its product as hypothetical. Gene Ontology annotation, molecular function: signal recognition particle binding; GTP binding; GTPase activity. The transcript is spliced from 7 exons. Gene Ontology annotation, cellular component: endoplasmic reticulum membrane; signal recognition particle receptor complex. The record is from RefSeq and is a predicted model, not a curated record. Lineage: Eukaryota; Oomycota; Peronosporomycetes; Peronosporales; Peronosporaceae. Gene Ontology annotation, biological process: SRP-dependent cotranslational protein targeting to membrane. Bases 1 to 1656 code for a protein of 551 amino acids.